Messenger RNA from Diachasma alloeum, 3056 nucleotides. Its product is annotated as protein espinas. Lineage: Eukaryota; Metazoa; Arthropoda; Insecta; Hymenoptera; Braconidae. Gene Ontology annotation, molecular function: zinc ion binding. Bases 624 to 2813 code for a protein of 729 amino acids. The transcript is spliced from 9 exons. The record is from RefSeq and is a predicted model, not a curated record.
CACCGGCUACCCACAAAUUUCUGGGAAGACUCCCGGUGUUUCCGGAUUCCUCCACAUGUACUUAUUAUUUUCUCGGAGAUAAUUCACAAAAGGAACGUGCAACAUUCGGUUUUUACUCUCCAAUCUUCAUUAACUAACAUUUUUGUCGGGAAAAAAAAAUACAAAAACAUUUUAGUUCGAUGAAUUUGAUGCCUUCACGAGUACCGAGAAACUUGAUCGUGACAGGGAGUAUCGAAUUCCAGUUUUCGCGGUGUCGAAUUACUCUCGAAGCCAUCAGAUAUGACUCUUAAGCCGAUGAAAGUCACUCCUCCAAUGAGAAAAAAAAAGCUGAGAAAAAUUGCUGAAGCUGAAAGGGUAGACAUGUUUUUGCGGUCCCAAGAAUCUCCUCUAUUUUUCUCCAAAGUGAUUCCAACAAAAUAUUUCAACAACAAUCGCUUCAAAUUCAAAGUGAAAUACCCCAGUGAUUCCAUUUGUGAUUCCUAAGUUCAGCUAAAAGUGAAGUUUAAGUGAUAUUCUCGUGUUCAGUGAGUUCAGUGCAUUUUCAUUGGAUUACUUCGAUCAUUUCCAGAUUACUCAGAGGCUGGACGAGUCCAGGACACCGGUGAAAGUUGGACAAAGGCAGAAUGUUGGCGGCUGGACAGAGCUCCGCGUCGCCCGUGGGGCUGGUGCCGGCGUCCAUACAGGGGGCACCGUGCACGCAGUGCAGAGAGCUGUGUCCCACCGGUUAUGUGCCCCACUUCUGGCGAAAGGUGUGCAGGAGCUGCAGGUGCCCCAGGGAGGAUCACCAUCGGCCAAGUAUCGAGGCACCAUCGGGCCUUGGCCUCUCUCCGGCAUCACCAAUGGCUAUGGCUAUGGCAUUCCAGGGGCCCUCGGCACCUGGGGCGGGGGGUCAACAUCAGGAGGCGUUCAAGAGUCCUGUUCAACCUCCGCAACUUCAGGAACCACUUGUACAUCAUCAGAGGCUAUCCCAGAGCGAUGAUGACAGUGGUUGUGCGCUUGAGGAGUAUACCUGGGUUCCACCUGGAUUAAGGCCUGAUCAGGUUCACCUGUACUUCAGCUCCUUACCCGAGGACAAGAUACCGUACGUUGGUAGUGCGGGUGAGCGUGAGCGAGUGAAACAGCUGCUCCAACAGUUACCACCGCACGACAAUGAGGCAAGAUACUGCAGUGGUCUUGCUGAGGAGGAGAAGCGUGAGCUUCGUGUAUUCGCAGCUCAGAGAAAACGUGAAGCACUUGGUAGAGGACACGCGAGUCAACUUGAACGACCUCAUGGCAGUGGUUGUAGAGAAUGUGGUAGGCCAAUUGCUGCUGGUGAAAUGGCUGUUGGUGCGAGUAGAGCUGGACCGACAGCACUAUGGCAUCCAGCCUGUUUUGUUUGCUGUGUUUGUCGGCAAUUAUUGGUUGAUCUCAUUUACUUCUGGAGAGAGGGUAGAUUGUACUGUGGAAGACAUCAUGCAGAGACCCUCAAGCCAAGAUGCUGCGCUUGCGAUGAGAUUAUCCUUGCUGAUGAGUGCACAGAGGCGGAAGGAAGGGCUUGGCAUAUGAGGCAUUUCGCGUGCCUCGAGUGUGACAGACAGCUCGGCGGACAAAGGUAUGUGAUGCGUGAGGGUCGUCCUUACUGUCUCCACUGUUUCGACGCCUCAUUCGCUGAGUACUGUGACAGCUGCGGUGAACCCAUUGGCGUUGAUCAGGGUCAGAUGUCUCACGAGGGUCAGCACUGGCACGCUACUGAGGCUUGCUUCGCUUGUGCCACCUGCCGUACAUCGUUAUUGGGGAGACCUUUCUUGCCACGAAGAGGAGCGAUAUAUUGCAGCAUCGCCUGCAGCAAAGGCGAACCGCCCACAACACCCAGUGACUCGUCCGCUGGACCUCCACCACCGCCUCCCGCCUUUCCGAGACAAGCACGGAAGGCUCCGCCGACAAGCGAGGGUUCGUCAAGCCCCCCACCCCCGCCCUCCACAAGGCAUCACACCCUCCACGCACCAGGAUCGGCGAGGAACUCCCCAAGACUGACACGGAAGCACUAUCAAGCUUCAGUUUCUCUGGCAACAACCCCGACUCAAGUGAACGUUGGAGAUUUCGGAAGCGAGGGUCUCCCAUCGGCUGGGUCACGACCUGGUGGUCUAGACCGAGUUAUACUUGAAAGAAAUCUCGAGAGAUUGCUGCAGGAACGCACUCCCCACCCCGAAGAAGCACCUUCGGAGUUUGGAAGGCUGUUGCAGGCACGAGAUAGAGAGCCCCUACGUUGUGUCCCCAAUUGUCCACCGACCCAUGCCUCAAGUAUGCCAGAGUUACCACCUCCUGCCCAUUUAGCCGGUCAUUCCACAACUCUACCGCCUCAAACCUCAAACGUAACUGAUGUGCCAACGGACACAACAGAUCUCUGCGGCAAUCCGACCAUGAUAGACCCUCCAACACCCACAUCGAGACGGGUGAGAUUUCAGGGUGAUGAUCACCAUGGAAUUUCCGCCUCUGCUGCCCCAUUGCCUGGAAGUCCUGGGACACCUCCUUCACCCUCAAGAUCUCAAGUACCGAGAUCCAGAAGUUUACAGCCUGAUGAAGUUGCUAGCACAUCUUGGGGGAGCGUAGGUUCUAGAACUCGAAACGAGGACGAAGAGAGUUGCUGUUCAACCUGCAGUUCCUCCAGUAGUUCAGACGAGGCCGCCGCCUAUUCACUGCCCCCACGACGAGCCUACGGUGGCGUGAGGAUAUCCUAUGUACCCAACGACGCUGUUGCAUGUGCCAGACGACGUGGACCCACCGCAUCCACAUCGCAAUCGCAAAAAGACGCCGAGAAAUGCGUCAUAUCCUGAUCGUUCACAUUUCUCCGAUUCCCAGGAUGAGGGCAAAAAGUGGAAAACGAAUGAAGAAGCGAAGAAGCUUCCAAAAAAGAGAACAUUGUUUUUUGUGUACCUCGAGCUGUACAUAAUGCAUCUGAGUUAAAUUCGUACUAAAGUACAGUGUAAUUAAUAUUAUUAGAAUAAUUAAUACUUCUUUUUGUAAAUAUCGAAAACAUAUCGCAGUCUGGAAUGUAAUAAAGACGAAGAAAAAUUUAA